AUGGGUUUGCUCCUGCCCCUGGUGCUCUGUGUCCUAGUUUCUUGCUGUGGCGCCAGGUCUGUACCUGCGCAGACCUUAGGCCCCUUACGUCUCCUUUCUCGGGGCUGCAAUGACUCGGAUGUGCUGGCUGUUGCAGACUUUGCCCUGCAGGACAUCAACAAGGACAGAAAAGAUGGCUACGUGCUAAGCCUCAAUCGAGUCAGCGAUGUCUGGGAAUACAGAGAGGCAAGUGGGCCAGGAUCCCUGUACUAUCUCACUCUGGAUGUGUUGGAGACCUCCUGCCAUGUGCUCACCAAGAAGUCAUGGAAGGACUGUGGUAAGAGGCUCCUGCAUGAAUCGGUUUAUGGUCAAUGCAAAGCAAUGUUUUAUAUUAAUAAACCAAGAAGAGUUCUCUAUUUGCUUGCCUAUAACUGUACACUUCGCCCAGUUUCACGAAGACAGAUGAACACAAUGUGCCCUGACUGCCCAUUUCCCACUAAAUUGUCAAGUUCUGAAGCUUUGCAAGCUGUCACUGAGAGUCUUGCAAAAUUCAACAGUGAGAGCCCCUCAAAGCAGUAUUCUUUUGUCAAAAUUACCAGAUUUUCCCAGCAGUGGGUGUCUGGCCCUGGUUACUUUGUGGAAUAUUUGAUUGAAGAGUCACCAUGUACCAAAUCCCAGGACAGCAUCUGCACACUUCAGCUCUCUCACUCUGAGCCCGUUGGUCUUUGUAAAGGUUCUCUUAGUCAAAACUUCUUGCAAAAGUUUGUCUCAGUGGAUUGUGACUUCUUUGAAACACAGGCUCCUGGCCCUGGAGAAGACCACUCUGCUGCUAACCAGAAACCUGCAGACCUCCCCAGUGUGGAAGGGCACCAGCAGAAAGGCACCAACACACCCACAGAAACUAUGCCAAAAGGAUCUGUCCAAAACCUUCCUGAGUUGGAUAAAGAGAAGCCUGGAGAUUCCCAGACAAAAGGCUCUGGUGAGGCCUUCCCUGUUCAGCUGGACCUGACCACCAAUCCCCAAGGGGAAGAAAUGGAUAUCUCCUUCCUCUUCAUGGGGCCUGUGGAGGAGAAACUGCUUGUCCUGCCUUUCCCAAAAGGACAGCAACACUCUACUGAGUGCCCAGGGCCAGCCCAGGAGCCCAACUCCCUCAUCCUCCCACCAUGA
Molecule: messenger RNA, 1146 nt
Organism: Chrysochloris asiatica (Cape golden mole)
Lineage: Eukaryota; Metazoa; Chordata; Mammalia; Afrosoricida; Chrysochloridae
Gene: FETUB
Product: fetuin B
Exons: 7
Coding region: 1-1146 (381 amino acids)
Biological process (GO): negative regulation of endopeptidase activity; binding of sperm to zona pellucida
Cellular component (GO): extracellular region
Molecular function (GO): metalloendopeptidase inhibitor activity; cysteine-type endopeptidase inhibitor activity
Source: RefSeq, a predicted model, not a curated record